This is a messenger RNA of Lolium perenne, 1359 nucleotides long. Its product is annotated as LOB domain-containing protein 30. The record is from RefSeq and is a predicted model, not a curated record. Gene Ontology annotation, biological process: positive regulation of DNA-templated transcription; hormone-mediated signaling pathway. Gene Ontology annotation, cellular component: nucleus. NCBI's taxonomy places the organism in Eukaryota, Viridiplantae, Streptophyta, Magnoliopsida, Poales, Poaceae.
CCAAAAGGAGACGAGAGAGGGAGAGAGCGGCUCUUUCUAUAAAUAUUACGCAUAUGCCCUUCCUCUCCCCCCUCUUCUACUAUAUUGGCAGCCAUCCUCCCCGUUCGACCCCUCCUCCUCUACCAACACAGGCGAGCACGCUUGUUUUAUCCCAUAACUAGCAAGUGCCUAGAGCCGAUAUAAGGAGAGCGAGGAUCGAGCAGCCUGCCCUGGUGAAAAGCUCGGGGCCGGCCGGAUCGACCCAGCAAUGAGCUCGGGCGGCGGCGCCAGCACGCUUGGUGGCUGCGGCGGUGGGCCGAGCGGGAGCGGCGGCAGCGGAGGAGGAGGGCUCGGCGGCGGCGGUGGCGGGCCGUGCGGUGCGUGCAAGUUCCUCCGGCGCAAGUGCGUCAGCGGCUGCAUCUUCGCGCCCUACUUCGACUCGGAGCAAGGCGCGGCGCACUUCGCGGCCGUGCACAAGGUGUUCGGCGCCAGCAACGUCUCCAAGCUGCUCCUCCAGAUCCCCAGCCACAAGCGCCUCGACGCCGUCGUCACCAUCUGCUACGAGGCGCAGGCGCGCCUCCGCGACCCAGUCUACGGCUGCGUCGCGCACAUCUUCGCCCUCCAGCAGCAGGUGGUGAAUCUCCAGGCCGAGCUGACCUACCUGCAGGCUCACCUGGCCACCCUUGAGCUGCCGUCGCCGGCGCUGCCGGUCGCGCCGCAAAUGCCGAUGGCGAUGCCGGCCCAGUUCUCCAUCGCAGACCUCCCGUCGACCACCGCCAUCCCGACCAGCAUCGACCUCUCCGCGCUCUUCGACCCGCCGGCGCAGCCGCAGUGGGCGAUGCAGCAGCAUCACCAACACCAGCUCCGUCAGCAGUCAUACGGCGCGCCGGCGCCCAGGGGUUCCACAAGCAUGGCGGAGGGCUCGGCGGGCGGGAGCGGCGACCUGCAGUCGCUGGCGCGGGAGCUUCUGGACCGCCACGGCCGUGGCGGCAUCAAGCCAGAGCUGCCACCGCCACCGCCGCCGCAUCCAAGAUGAUGAUCCAUGGGCAGCGCAACUGUGCGAAGAGAGAUGGUACGUGACGCGGCAAUAACAGAGAGAGGGAUUAUCGGGAUCGGUGGCGAGCAGCGGUCGAGUGUAGGUAGAAGCAUGCAGCAUUGGCCGGUUUUCGCGUAUCCACCUUGUUGUUAACCAGGGGUGCAAGGGGCGCCCACUUGCACCAUAUUCUACAUUUCAAUUGGCUUUUCCUUCCUCCAACAGAGGACGGUGAUCGGGCUCGUCUUAGUCAGUAGAAGUACUAGUUUGACAUGUAGUAGCAGCAGCAGUGUUACUUUUGUUCGCCACCGGCCGUUCCAUUAAUUGCAAGAUUUUUAAGAAGCUUC